Blumeria graminis f. sp. triticale is the source of this 1530-nucleotide messenger RNA. NCBI's taxonomy places the organism in Eukaryota, Fungi, Ascomycota, Leotiomycetes, Helotiales, Erysiphaceae. The record is from the annotation of a GenBank genome assembly.
AUGGAUACGCCUUCCCCAUCAUCUAAAGUGAUAGGGGGACCGCUCUAUGCGGCGUCUCCAGAACGGGUUAACUCCCAACGAACAUCUAAAAAUUACGAAGUCAUCACCUCCACGACUCGGGUGCAUACCAGAGAAAACAGCGUCCACGAAAAAGUAGCCAGUUUCAAUUCAUUAUCUUCUCUAUCGAAGACAUCAGAUAAAAGGCAUCACGAUGCAGCUCUCAAGAGAGCUAUGUUGGGAAGAGAGGAGGCAGAGAGCGAAAUGCAGAGAUAUCGGGAAGAAGCCAGGCUAUUGAAGAACGUCGUUGAAGAAGGUAAACAGAGAGAAAGAAAAGUUGCUGAGAGAUUAGAAUCUGUUAUGGAAAAAUUCAUGCAUUCUGAAGAAAACUACGGACGCACAAAGCUUACUUGGGAAAAAGAGAAGCGGCGUAUGAAAAAGGAAAAUUUUAAGUCGCAGUCAGUUUUGGUUAAAAUUCAAGCUGAAUUGAAAUCUGCUCGUUCAGCUAUCAGCGUGGCUCAAGCCGAUCUCGAGAAGGAGAAAUCUCAAGUAAUAGCCACGCAAAAGAAAGAGUCGCAAGUCCAGCAACAGCUUUCUAAUGCCCUAACAGCUGUAAGACAGUUACAAGAUAACCUUAAAAAAGCCGAGCAGGAGCGUGAUGCUUUACGGUCAAUCGCUGCAGGUGAAGAUGUCGCUCGUAUCGCUAGCGAAGGUCUAAUACCACUCCCUGCGUCAAGUAAAGAGGACGAAUUCUCAUCGCCUAAAAAAAUUGACAAUCAUCAGGAACCUACCCAUCUAAUUCGCUUAGAUUCAAAAGAGGAGCUAGACGAAUUACGGAUGUUGCUUUCAUGGGAGAAACAGCACGCCAAAAGAGCAGACGAACGCAUCGAAUUUCUGGAAUUGGAAUGUCGUCUUCACUGUUGUGUAUCUCGAAAAGCUUUGCCGCAAAGCAAAAAGACAUAUUUCGAACUGAACUCAAGCUCUAAUAUCUCCAAAACUACGCUUGGUGCAGAGGCUUCAUCCGAAGAACAAUUAAUAGCGACUCCAAUAUCCCCUGAAGGAAUUGCUGAUGUUGCAAAAAAUACCUUGAACAGAAGAUCUAUUAUAAAUCCAAUGAUUGAAUUCUAUGAUCCAUUUUCUAGUCCAAACGACUCACAGGAAAUGCAAUUAUGUGAAACACUAGCUAUAAACCACGAAAUUUCAGAGGAUAAUAAAUUGAGUUCUCGGACGAAAUCAAUCUCAGGUGAUCAUAGUCGAUCCCUCAAUGCGAUGCCAUGCGACAUUUCUCUUAUAAAAGAUCCAGAAGUGAGAGUCAUCACCAAUAUGUCAGCGCCUUCGUAUGAUGAAAAGAUAUCAUUUUGUCCUACUGUGAGUCGAGAAGAAGCGCUGGCGCAAAUACGAGAACGAAGAGGACGGGCAAGGAGCUUAGUACACGCAACAAUAACACCAAAGAGACAAAUAUGGGGAAUAAGACGAGACAUCAGUGCCCCUGCUUCGCAUGGCGGUUAUACCCGUGGUAGAAAAGCAAAUUAA